AUGUUCUCUUCCACUUUUCUUCCAAGUAAUAAUGAGAAAACUAUACCUCCUCAAUCAGCAACUUUUCAUAUACAACCACAUUCAAAACAAAAGGUUGCCUAUUUUCAUCAUAAAGAUGUUGGAAACUUUCAUUUUGGUUUGCAACAUCCAAUGAAGCCUCAUCGUUUGACUUUAACAAAUGAUUUGGUUAUGAGCUAUGGACUUCACGAAAGAAUGACCGUGUAUUGUCCUCCUAAAGCAACUGAUGAUGAAUUAAUGGAAUUUCAUGAAACAGAUUAUGUAAAAUUCUUAAAAAACGUGACACCAGAGAAUUCUGAAGAUUUUGUUGAGGAUUUUUCAAAAUUCAACAUAAGUGAGGAUUGUCCAAUAUUUGAAGGGUUGUAUGAUUUUUGUCAAAUAUAUGCAGGUGCUUCGAUAGCCGCAGCGCAUCAAUUAGCAUCAGACGCGGCUGAUAUAUGUAUUAAUUGGAGUGGUGGAUUACAUCAUGCAAAAAGAUUUGAAGCUUCGGGAUUUUGUUUCGUGAAUGAUAUAGUUUUGGCAAUACAACAUUUAUUAAGGUUUUAUCCUCGUGUCUUGUAUAUCGACAUUGAUAUACAUCAUGGUGAUGGUGUACAAGAAGCAUUUUAUGCUACAGAUCGAGUUAUGACAGUAUCAUUUCACAAAUAUGAUAGUGGUAGUUUCUUUCCGGGAACUGGAAAUAUAAACGAGAUUGGUUACGGGUUAGGCAAAUUUUUUUGUCUUAACGUACCUCUUAAGGAUGGGAUCGAUGAUGAAACCUAUUUUUCAUUAUUUAAAGAUGUAAUAUCAGAUGUAAGAGAUCAUUAUCAACCAAGUGUUAUCGUUUUACAAUGCGGAGCAGAUUCACUUGGAAAAGAUAGAUUAGGAGGCUUUAAUAUAAGUAUUAAAGCUCAUGGAGAUUGUGUUCGAUUCGUAAAGAGUUGGCAAAUUCCUUUAUUAGUUCUUGGGGGAGGUGGAUAUAGAAUUCACAAUGUAGCAAGAUGUUGGACUUAUGAAACAGGAAUUUUAGUUGAUGCAGAAUUACCACCUGAUUUGCCAGAAAGGACUCGAUUUUAUAAUUUCUUUGGUCCGGAUUUUUCAUUACAUCCUCCACUUGUAAGAAAAAUUGAUAAUUUUAAUACAAAGUCCGAGUUACAAAAAAUUUCUCAACAAGUUCAUGAAUUAUUAAGAUUCUUGGAUGGUGCUCCAAGUGUUCAAAUGCAAGAACUUCCAGGAGAUUUACAAUGUUUAUUGGAUGAAUCUGAUGAAGAAUUAAGAGAUGCAAGAGAGGAUCAAACUGUUGAUAUUAGAAGUAGAAAACGUUUAAU
Funneliformis geosporum is the source of this 1325-nucleotide messenger RNA. Lineage: Eukaryota; Fungi; Glomeromycota; Glomeromycetes; Glomerales; Glomeraceae. The record is from the annotation of a GenBank genome assembly.